Scleropages formosus (Asian bonytongue) is the source of this 6154-nucleotide messenger RNA. RefSeq names its product NLR family, CARD domain containing 5 (gene nlrc5). The record is from RefSeq and is a predicted model, not a curated record. Gene Ontology annotation, biological process: positive regulation of MHC class II biosynthetic process; positive regulation of MHC class I biosynthetic process; positive regulation of transcription by RNA polymerase II. The coding region runs from base 159 to 5537 and encodes 1792 amino acids. Lineage: Eukaryota; Metazoa; Chordata; Actinopteri; Osteoglossiformes; Osteoglossidae. Gene Ontology annotation, molecular function: protein binding. The transcript is spliced from 47 exons.
GUUAAAAAUGAAAACAUGAGUUUAGUUUCACUUUCGUCCUGAAAAACGUCUUUCUCUGCGGCGCAGGCUGUCGCAGGGGCCCGGCUCCCUUGGCCUCACGCUCUAUGAGGCUUCCUCUUGGCUGAAAUGUAACAGCAACCCGGCAACUUUUGCCCUAGAUGAGCGCCCCCGCGCCCAUGGAGGAGGAAGCGGGCAAACCCGACCUGCUCUCCGUCCUGGCCCAAGUGGCCCCUGAACUCGUGGACGUGCUGCACCGGCAGUCGGAUGACGCCCUCGAGCGGCUUUUCAGAUCCCUGGGGCCCCCGGGGACCAUCAGCUGGGGUUGGGGAGUCCAGCGUAGUGAGCACAUCCGGCACAUGGUAGAGCUCUUAGGGAGCGCGGGGAGCGCCAAGUGCAUGCAGUUCGUGCACAUCCUGACCAUGAUUUGCAACCUGCCGUUACACCUGGAGUCGCAGCUCGUGUCAGCCGCCGGAUACGAGCUCAGCGGAGAGCAGCAGCUAGAUGAGCAGGAUCUCCCAUUGCCGCCACCUAAAAGGAAAUAUUCGCUCAGAGUGAUGACCACAGACCCGGUGCAGCAUUUUGAGGCAUCUAUAAAGGCCAGCCUCUUGCGACGUUACGAGCAACUCUGCCGAGGCCUGGUGCGUCCUGUGCAGCUCGCUGACGUGCGUGUGGCUGUGCGCAGGACACCAGGACGCCCCCGCGAGGGGGAGGAAGGCAGCACGGAGCACAUUACUACAGCUGAGUCCUUCCUGAGACUGCGCCCAGGGGUGACAGUGCUGCUCGGCCCUGCCGGCUCCGGAAAAACGGUGGUGGCGCACUGUGUGGCAUGCCGCUGGGCCCAGGGCCAAGUCUCAAGCUUCCGCCUGCUCCUCCUGCUUGAGUUCCGGCAGCUGAACAUGGUGGCUGAGUGCAUCUCUCUUUGGGACCUGCUCUCUCGUCACUCCCCUUGUCCCGAGGAUGAGGAGGCUGUGCUCACGUUCAUCCUUGCCCACCCAGAACAAGUGUGCCUGAUCUUCGACGGCUAUGAUGAGUUCCACACCAAGUUCAGCCCUUUGGGGGCUCACAAAGGCCCUUGUGAACCUCGGCUGCCACGCCCACUCGCUGAGCUAUUCUUGGGGCUCUGCAGUGGCACAAUCCUACCCGGCUGCUCCCUGCUGGUCACCUGCAGGGUCCGGGACCUGCUGAACCUAACUGACAGCACCGUGGACUGUGUGGGUGAGUUGCUGGGAUUUGACAAGCCUCAAGUAGUGGAGUACGUUGAGCAGUAUUUCCAAGGCAAAGGUCAUGGCAAGUGGGUGAUGCGCCACCUGCUGGAGAGCCGUCACCUACUCAACAUGUGCAGCAUACCUGCGCUCUGCCACAUCUGCUGCAUCUGCCUGGACCAUCUUUUCUCUAGGGAGCCCUGCAGUGCUGCCCUGCUACCCGCCACUAUCACCCAGGUGUAUGUCCACAUCCUGAGGGCAUUUCUCAACCAGUGCAAUGGACGCAAGGCUGAGGACCGGGUUACACCACUACUGCGCACUUACCAAGCUGAGGUGAAGGAGCUGAGCCACCUGGCGCUGAGGGGGCUUGAUGACGACACCAUCAUCUUCUGCGAUGAUGACCUGCGACAGGAGGUGCGCGCCUUUGCCACGUCAACUGGCCUCCUUUGCUCCCAGGAGCUGUGGUUGCCUGAUGGGUCUUUUGGAGAAGGCUGUACCUUCAUCCACCUCACUAUGCAGGAGUUCCUUGGAGCUUUGUACCUCAUGACCAGCGAGAGUGCCACUGAGGCCCAGCUUCGAAAGAAGCUCAACCUCAAGAGCCGCUGGACCACGAAGAGUGACCCCAAAUCUGUAUUCACGGAUUCUGUGCACCUGUACCUCUGUGGACUGGCGGCUUCAGCCUGCACUCCCUACCUGAUGCAGCUGGCAAGUGGAGACAGCAGGGUGAGGCAACGGCAAGCAGCUGUGCUGAAGGUCCUGCAGCAAUUUGCAGGCAGCACCUCCCUCACAGGGCCCAAGGUGCUUGAACUGUGCCGCUGUGUCUACGAGAGCCAGGAUGAGCAGCUGGCCAGGAGCGUGGGGCUGCGGUGCCACUUUGAGCUACGUAACAUAUCACUGACUCCCGUGGACAUGGAGGCCCUGGUGUUUGUGAUCUCAGCUGGCAGACAAAAUGUUGUGAUUGAUUUUGGCGGCUGCUCCAUGGAACUGGAGUGCCUGGAAGUCCUAGUCACCUGUCAGCACAUCAGCUGCCUCACUUUCCGAAGCAGGAAGUAUGACGACAAGUUCGCUGAAGCCGUGGCCGCUGUUCUCCCACGACUGCCAAACCUCAGGCGAUUUGCGUUCAUCGGAGGGAACAUGACUGAAGCUGGAGCAGCAAAACUGGCCCGGGCUCUCGAGAGCUGCCCCCGCAUUGCGGAGCUCAAUCUCAGUGACAACAUCCUGGGUGACCAGGGGCUCCAAGACAUUGCUGAGGUCCUGCCCAAGAUGGCGGGUCUGACCACAGUUCAUCUGGGGAAGAACAAUGUGUCCCUGGAUGGUGUCCUCACCAUGGUGGAGAAGUUGGUCACAUGUCCCACCUUCCAAAAGCUUCACAUGGAUGACCUGAAGGACACGAGGGAAAUCCAUGUGUUACUUUCACACAGCCAUGUGCCUGCUGAAGAGUCUACUCUCAGCCUUUUGAACUGCAGGUUCACUGCGGACAGGAUGAACCGACUGUGUGAUGUCUUGGCCCAAUGUCCUGCUCUCUCUUCCGUUCAUCUGUCCGGACGGGGGAUCACAAAUGAGGUGCUCCAGGUGCUGUGCAGCUCAUUGUCGAAGCUCCGGGUGUCCAGGCAGAUAGUGCUGGCAAACAGUUCACUGACUGUGGACGGGCUGCUGGCUCUGAGCCACUCACUGACUACAUGCUCCGGCAUAGCUGGGGUGAAAGCCAGACUUGAGGAGCCCCCAGAGGUGUGUGUCCUGUUUGAAAGAGGAGGCGAGACCCCUGGCGAGAAGAUCGUGGGAAGAGUUCCACUGCUGUCCAAGAAACUUUGGCUCACACACUGCAGUCUGCAUUCUGCACACAUGGACAGGCUAUUUCAGACUAUCGCUGGAUGUCCUCAGCUAACUCUGCUGGACUUGUCCAACAACACUUUUGGGAACAAUGGACUGAAGAAGCUGCUAGGCCUCCUACCUCAGCUCAGCAGCAUCCAGGAGAUCAAUGUCAGUAAUAAUGCUGUCACUGUGGAAGGAGUCCUGCUGCUGGCAGAAACACUGAGGACAUGUGCGAAACUGAAAGUUGUAGAUGUCAGCCAUGGAGGUGAGCAGAGGAUCAUCCUGAAGUUUCACACCAGUAAAAGUCAGCAACAAGUGAAUAAUCCAGAGGCCCCCACUACAAUGGAGAAUGAUCUACCUUUGUUCAAGAAACUCAGCCUCCAGCAGAGUUGUAUCAGACCUGGGAGCAUGGAGGAGCUCUGCAGAAGAUUGGCUCAGUGUGGAGGCCUCGUUCAGCUCGACUUCAGUGGAGGCUCCCUGGACAGAAGCUCUGUGGAGAAACUGGUGAAGCACCUGCCAGGCAUGACCAGGCUGAAGGUCUUAAAUUUGUCUGGAAAUCUGCUUGGCGAUGAAGGCAUCAGGCACUUUGUGAAUUUACUACCAGACCUUCACACCUUGGCCACAGUGAGUCUCAACAAUAAUAACCUCACUCAGACAGGGGCACUACACUUGGUGAGAGCCAUGAGUGUCUGUGCCCAGCUGGUAGCAGUGGAAGUAAGUUUGGGACAGGAGGACAGGUCUGUGAUCCAGUUUGCCCAGAGCAGUGCCUGCGACCUAAGCCAGUCUCUCAGCCUUAGGGAGUGCCACUUUGGGGCCGACCACCUCCAGAAGCUCGCUGACAUCCUGGUGUGCUGCCCAUACCUAGGGAAAGUGCACAUGUGCUGUAACAAACUGCCUGAUGAACUUGGGGUUUUGCUGAAGGCACUGAGUAAAGUGAACACACUGGCGAAUCUGAAGAUCCAGAACAAUGCACUAACUCCACAGGUGAUUGAGGCCCUGCUGAGGGAUCUUCACUGUAACCCCAGACACCUGGAAAUCAGGGUUGAGGAGCCCUGGCUAAAGGCAGAAGUUACCAUGAACCUCAUUUCCAGUUGCCUCAACCUGAACCCCAAUAUCCAGCACAUCAGGGUGGAGGAAACUACUCUAAGUAUCACCCUGGGGAUGAGUGAUUACCAGGGAAAACUGUGCACAGAGCUGUCCAUACCAGGAGCCGAUCCUGUGUCUGUGUAUUCAGUACAGUCCAUUGGGCUUGUAGACUGCACCCUGCAAAGCCAACAGCUGGAGGUGCUGAGGAGCAUCUGCCAGAGGUGUCCACAGCUGCUGGAGCUGGAUCUCUCCCAUAACAGCAGUGGCACAGAGCUGGAGCCCAUUCUUUCAUCGCUUCUUCCAGUUUUACAGAAUCUCACAAAGCUCAGCUUGGACCGCCAUGUGAUGGACGAUCACGCAGCUGCAGUGUUGGCAAAGAUGCUCCCAGGACUACCCAAGUUGUGCAUCAUUAGUCUGUCACAGUGCUCUGGUUUCACCACAGUAGGGGCCUGUCACCUGAUCACUGCACUGAGUCACUGCCACUUGCUAGAGGACAUCAGUCUGAGAACCCUGCAGCUGCAGAAGGAAGCCAUGGCCUGUCUGGCAACUGGACUCCAUAGAAUGACCUCUGUGAAGCGGCUCAUCCUCAGUAAGGUUACCAUGGCAUCAGGCAGCUCAGACAAAGUGACUCUAGCCAUCCUGCCUAUGUUGGAGUCUCUGGAACAGCUGCGGGGGAUCAAGGUGAUUGAGUUGGACGAGCUGUUGAUGGGAGAGCAAGGGCUUCUGGAGCUAGUCAAACACGUGCCUAUCUGGACAGGCCUGCGUCGGAUCAGCUUGUGUAACAACUGCAUCACAGAUGACACAGGUACAAGUCUGGUGGAAGCACUUUCCCACUGCAUGGCCCUGGAGGAGAUCAUUUUAUCCAGGAACCACCUCGGAGACACCAGUGCAACCCACCUUGGCCAGGUUUUACCCUCACUGACCCACCUCCGAGUACUCGAUCUGCAGAUGAACUGCCUUCAGUCAGCAGGGGCUGUCUCUCUCAUCUCUGCCUUCAAAGACUGCAGAAGUUUAACAGAUAUAGUCCUAUCUGAAAAUCAGCUUGGCCCAUUGGGGAUAGAGAAGCUGUCAGCAGCCCUGCCUCAUCUGUGCUCCUUGCGCAAACUACACCUGGUGUCUGUUGGCACUUCAGACCUCAGCAACUUGGCAUCCAGCUUGGGAAACUGUAGCUAUGCAGAGGACAUCAGUUUGGCAUGGAAUGGAGUCACCGAUGAUGUAGCUGUAAUGCUGGCCGAGGUCUUUCCACUCUGCCAGCGACUGAAAAGAGUGGAUUUGGAAGCCAACAGCAUCAGUGUGAGAGGAGCUAAGGCGCUCGCUGCCAGCGUGCACUGCUCCGCAUCAGUGCAGGUCAUCCGUCUGUGGAAGAACCCGAUUCCCAGGGAGGAGUUCCAGAGGCUCAGUGAGAAGGAGAAAAGACUCAGCUUCUCCUCGAUGUGACGGUGACCUGCUGGCAUAAGCACUGGGCUUCUGACUGGAGCACAGAACCUGCACCUCACUGGUUUUGUACUGAGUGGGUCCAAGCCUGAAGGCUGGGGAGCACACUGAUGUCAUGCUGCGAACAUAUGUGUUGUUUACAUGUACAUGGAGAACAUGCUUACUUGAAAAAUACAGAAUCAGCAACACACAAACUCACAGUCUGCCCAGCCAGGAGCGGGAGGAGUCUUGUGCUGCCGGAAUAUAUGUUCUACUGGGGAUCCAGUCCCUUAUGCUUCUGUGACACAUCUUUCUUCCUUUCUCGUUAUCUGAAGUUUAAACAUUUUUCUCUGUCUUUCACACGAGUUUAUCGUGAUGCUGAAAGAACACCUGAUGUUCUCAGGAUGUUCAACAAAGUUUUCCUGGUCUCCCAGUGAGAGUCAUACUGCUGCUCUGAGAUGCUACUCCUGGUCACAGUGAUAUGGUAGCAGCAUUGCCUGAGCUCACACACACAUGCACACGGCUGUGCGCUCCGCCCUCGCUUCCUGGCCACACCUAUGCUUUGUUCUCCAUUCAUUCUCAUAUUUAUUAUUGCUGCAUAUUAGUAAACAUGUUAGCACAGAGAAUAAACCAUGUGCCUU